Molecule: messenger RNA, 3130 nt
Organism: Mercenaria mercenaria
Lineage: Eukaryota; Metazoa; Mollusca; Bivalvia; Venerida; Veneridae
Product: inter-alpha-trypsin inhibitor heavy chain H4-like
Exons: 1
Coding region: 172-2172 (666 amino acids)
Source: RefSeq, a predicted model, not a curated record
GUUUUCUACUGCACACCGUUUUAGAUACCUAGAUACGAGUUAAGUAGGGUGAAUCAAUACUCGAUAAAAGACGCCAUUUGAUUAAAACAAUGGAUUAUUAAACUGUUUGUAAACAAAUGUGAAUUUAAACAGGCAACAUGAUAAUCUGUCGGUAAUAACAAAACAAACAAGAUGAAAUGCGUUUUGUUUACAAGUUGUGUACUAGUUUUCUAUAUACACACUGUGCAGAAUACGAUACUCAGUAGAAGCUUACAUGACGUAGAUGUGCGAGAGCUUGAAAUCACGUCGGAUGUCGCCCUUAGAUACGCGAAAGUCUUAGUAAAGAGUGUAAUGAUCAAUCGGAAGUCAGCUGACCAGGAAGUGACGUUUCAAGUUAAGCUCCCGAAAGAAGCGUAUAUUACAAGUUUUGUUAUAGCCACAGACAAUAGGACAAUCGAAGCGGUUAUUAAAGAAAAAAAGAAAGCACAAGAAGCCUACGAUAAAGCUAAGGAAGACAAUGUAACCGCGGGUCUUGUUAGCCAUCAAGGCGUCAGAGAUGAUUUAGAUUUGGACAUCUUUGAAAUCGAGGUAAACGUAGCUGGGGACACUGAAGUAGAAUUCCGUCUAGAAUAUGAAGAAUUUUUGCAACGUCGUGCUGAGAAAUAUUCUCAAAAGUUAUUUAUAGACUUAGAGCAGGUGAUACCUAGUCUGGAAGUAAAAUGCAGUUUUAAAGAGAAACAGAAGUUUAAAUAUUUCUCGUACAAGACACCGUACCUUAAACAACGCGUAAUUUAUGAAGAGGGCGUUGUGUCAAAAGAUGGUUACUAUGUAAAUACCAUAGACUGGAAGCCAAGUACUACGGAACAAGAAGUAGCAAGUGUUGGACUAGAAGCGCCAUUUGUAGUAGAGUAUGAGUUAGAACUGGAAGACAACGGGGGUAUGGUUUUCAUGAAUAACGAUGGUAACUUUGUUCACCUGUUUUCAGUCCCCUGUGACGAGAGUAACGUCAUGAGGAAACAAAUUGUGUUUGUAAUAGAUAUAAGCGGUUCAAUGUCUGGAAAUCCAAUACAUCAAGUUCGAGAAGCCAUGACCAUUAUACUUUCCCAGCUUCGGUCAACGGAUUAUUUCAAUAUUAUCAUAUUUGAUGACAUUUCUGCCAAGUGGGAAACGAGUUUUCAGCAAGCUAAUCCAGAUAAUACAAACGCGGCAAAAUUGUUUAUUCAAAAGUACGUUAAAGCAAGUGGCUCUACAAACAUAAACGAUGCGCUUCUGAGUGCUAUUGACUUAUUUAGUCGUUCUAAUUCUGUUGAACGCUACGGACAAAUAAUCGUUUUUCUAACUGAUGGGGAACCAACACACGGUAUAACGGAUACGUCGGCAAUACGACAGAAUGUCCGAGAUAGGAAUUAUGUACGUGAAGAGUGCUGCAAAUCCACAAUAAACACCAUUGCAUUUGGGCGGAAUGCUGAUAUAAACUUUCUACAACUGAUUGCAUAUGAAAACGCUGGUACUUUGACAAUUAUCAAAGAGAUCGAAAGCAAUGUAGCAGACGGUGAACUGAUUUCGAUGUACAAUGAAAUUGCGAAUCCGUACUACAAAAACCUAGUAUUCUCAUUCGAAGUGGACGGUGCAGUUUUACCGGAAACCAAUAUCACGCAAGCGCAUUUUCGGCAAUAUGAUUGCAAAGGUGAACUUGUUAUAAGCGGCCAGACACGUCCGGGAGAGAAAGUAUUGCCUACAGUAAAAGUAGUGGGCGCACGUGAUGAUUUUACCUUUAACAAUGUCCCUACAAUUCUAAUAUUAGACGACGAAUCUGAGAUGCUGACACGGCUUGCUGUCUAUCAAAGGGUGAAAUAUUUCUUAAAAGAAGCCGAAAUAGCGCUCGAUGCAAAUGAAAGGGAGAAAGCGAACAAGGUAGCGUUAGAAUUGUCACUGCAGUAUGGAUUUGUCACACCGUUAACUUCACUUAUUGUUACCGACUAUGCACCAACACAAACUGCUGGAAAUGUUGACUAUGGAUUUGAAAGCCAGAGUUACGACUUGCAAUACGAUAAAAGACUUCCUUCGGGACAUGGGAAAGCAGAUGGGGCUCAUGCAUCUGUACGUGCAAAUAACAGUGACAAACUGUGUCUGCCAUUCAACGUUUUAGUCACUUUAUUAGUUAUUUCAAAAUGUUUUGUCACGAUUCUGUGAGCUGAAUAUAAUGUGGUAAGAGAGUAAAUGAAUUCUGGCUACUGGUAAGCGAACAGUUACAGUAUAAAAUGCUACAUGCAUCUAGCAGGACGACAUAAUUCGACAUGCUUUAACAACUGUUAACAUUUACGUUCUUUAACUUCCUUAAUUAUUAUUAUCAAUUGUGUAAUUGUUUUUUAACUUUUGAUAUUUGUGUACAUGUACAUAUUUUGUUAUUCCCUGCUGUAUAGUUGAUGUAAACACGUCAUGAACGAACAUAUUUUCUGGUUCCCUAUUCAGCGCAUAUUCCAAUGUUUUCAACGAGAAUAAAUCUAGAAUUAUUGCUCAGCAUAAUACUAUUCCGCAACUAAUGACACCGUACUCUCAUUAGGCAUACGAAGAUGGAGAAAAUUAACCCUUAUCCUGCUAAAUUUAUUUAAUGAACUUGUCCAUUUUUCAAUCUGCCUAGCACCAAUCAAAAAGGGGUGUUAACCAAAAAGAAUGAAUAGCGAACAGUGCAGAUCUUGAUCAGACUGUACGGACGUGCAGUCUGAUCAUGAUCUACACUGAUCGCAAAGGCAGAACCCAUCGUGUUCAGCAUAAUAAGGGUUAAAACAAAUAUAUUGAGGAAACAUAUUUUAAUGUAUUUAUGAAUAUCUAUGGUUUCUUUCUAAAAUGAUGAAAUAAAAUAUUUAAUUUACAAAAGACGACAGUUAAUACUAGUAGAUCAUUAAUAAUUAACAGUACAUUAAUUAGACUGCUCAUAUUAUUCAUACGAAGAAUCAUUUUUAAGCCAUUUAUGAAUUAUGCUUUUGUCAGGAUUUAAAACGGAGAAAGAAAUAUGUAUUUAUACAUGUGUACUUGUUUUAGCUUUAAGGUUUAAAAGAUAACCUUUUUUCCGAGAUACGAAAUCAUUUUAUCUUGUAACCUUUGUCAUUUUGCGUGUUGUUAGUUACAUAAUAAAAUAAAUUGAAUUGAA